This is a messenger RNA of Phragmites australis (common reed), 2065 nucleotides long. Its product is annotated as eukaryotic translation initiation factor 5. The transcript has 2 exons. Lineage: Eukaryota; Viridiplantae; Streptophyta; Magnoliopsida; Poales; Poaceae. The coding region runs from base 481 to 1842 and encodes 453 amino acids. Gene Ontology annotation, molecular function: translation initiation factor activity; eukaryotic initiation factor eIF2 binding; GDP-dissociation inhibitor activity. Gene Ontology annotation, cellular component: cytosol. Gene Ontology annotation, biological process: formation of translation preinitiation complex; translational initiation; formation of cytoplasmic translation initiation complex. The record is from RefSeq and is a predicted model, not a curated record.
GACACGGCAGCCCAGCCCUAGCUUUGCUUCAGCUCUGCGCCUCCCCUGAUCUCCUCCCUAUAAAAGCCGCCCGCCUUCUCUCCCCACCACUUCACCCCCUCACCGCCGUUCCCCGCAACCUCUCGGCCCCAUCGCAUCCGACUCGACUCGGUUCGUCAUCCCCUCCAGAUCUCCGCCCGAGGUAGCAGCAUCUGUUUUGCUGCGGUCUGACAAAGUGGAGCGCUUAGGAGUUGCUGCUUCUUUUAUGUCUGAACAAUCUUUGCUUUAUUUGGGAUUGCUGGGAGAGUAUUCUCGUGCGACGAGAAAAAGGCACAAGCUUUUGUUCCACUGCAUGCAUCAAGAGCCCAUUUGGUUUUCUUGUUCUGAGGGGUCACUUGCUGGUGCUCAUCGGCUCGGUUUUCUCCAAGGACUAGCAGCUACUCGUGCUUCUAGAUUUUGCCACAUCUGAUAGUAUCUGACACACAGAAAGCUUGACUCAAGAUGGCGCUGCAGAAUAUUGGUGCUUCCAACAGGGAUGAUGCCUUCUACAGGUACAAGAUGCCCAGGAUGAUAACCAAAAUAGAAGGGCGUGGCAAUGGCAUCAAGACAAAUAUCGUGAACAUGGUUGAUAUUGCAAAAGCACUGGCCAGACCAGCUUCCUACACGACAAAGUACUUUGGAUGUGAACUUGGGGCGCAGUCUAAGUUUGAUGAGAAGGCAGGAAUUUCGUUGGUCAAUGGGGCUCAUGACACUGCAAAGCUGGCUGGUCUCCUUGAGGUUUUCAUUAAGAAAUAUGUCCAGUGUUAUGGAUGUGGCAACCCUGAGACCGAGAUUCUCAUCUCCAAGACCCAGAUGAUAUCACUGAAAUGUGCUGCCUGUGGCUUUGUCUCUGAUGUUGACAUGAGGGACAAGCUCACAACUUUUAUCCUGAAGAACCCACCAGAACAGAAGAAGGGAGGAAAAGACAAGAAGGCCAUGAGAAGGGCUGAGAAGGAACGUCUGAAGGAAGGUGAAGCUGCUGAUGAGGAGCAGAAGAAACUAAAGAAAGAUGCAAAGAAGAAAGGUGCAUCUUCCAAGGAAUCCACUGUGAAAGGUGCGUUGAAGAAGAAGGCUUCUGCUGCUGGUGGCUCUGACGAGGAUCAUUCGACGUCACCAACUCGCAGUCGGGACGGUGACAAUGCAGCUGCAGUUGAGGAUGACGACGACGUGCAGUGGCAGACUGACACCUCAUUGGAGGCUGCCAAAAAACGUAUACAGGAGCAACUGAGCGCAGCAACUGCUGAAAUGGUGAUGCUUUCCACUGAUGAGUCAGAGAAGAAGAAACAGGCAGACCAAAAAGAAGGCACUGCUAAUGGAUCUGCAAAAGGUCAAGAUAUCGUUGAUGACCCACAAACCAUCACCAAGGCCAGUCCUUAUGAUGAACUGGUUGGAGACAUCAAGGCUAGCUUGGGAAGUGCUGCCACACCUUCUCAGCUCAAGGGUUUGCUGUCCUCCUCAACCCUGCCUCCCCAGGACAUGAUGAAUGCCCUCUUCGAGGCACUGUUUGACGGUGUGGGCAAGGGAUUUGCGAAGGAGGUCCUGAAGAACAAGAAGUACCUUGCUGCUGCUGUGCCCGAUGAGGGUGCCCAGGUCCUGCUGGUCCAGGCCAUCGAGGCGUUUGGCAGCAAGUGCAGCGCUGAGGCGCUGAAGGAGGUCCCUGUCGUCCUGAAAGCCCUCUACGAUGGAGAUAUCCUGGAGGAAGAAACCAUUGUCGAGUGGUACAAUGCGGCUGUGGCUGCUGGCAAGAACUCCCAGGUCCUGAAGAACUCCAAGCCAUUCGUGGAGUGGCUCCAGAGCGCCGAGUCCGAUGAAGAGGAAGAGUGAGAGCCUACUCUGCUUUCCCGCUGCAUUUCGGUGCUACUUGUAAGUGUGUUUUGCGUAUUUCGUGUGUCCGAGUCUGAACCUGUGGUUGCUGUGUCCUUGUGCUUCGUGUGGUGUCAUGGAGUAUUGGUGUCUGUAACUUCCUUUUUAUUUGGUCGUGUGUUAUGAACUUCCGUAUGUCUGCAUCGUAUGCUUUAAUAUAUUUGCAUGUGCUGAGAUUGUGCUA